ACCAGCUGACCUGGACUUGGCCAACAGCCCUGUUCUCCAUCAUGGCCACCCCACCAUUCUGGCCGACUAAGAAGAUGUUUCCCUUCAAGGUGAGCAAAUGGAUGGAGCUUGCUUGCUUCCGGUCAAUGGUGGGCUCCUCACCCAACAUUCGCCAGAAGAAACUAAUCCAUAAGCUGCAGGAAGAAAAGGCUUUUCGGGAAGAGAUGAAAAUUUUUCGUGAGAAAAUAGAAAAUUUCAGGGAAGAGAUGUGGAAUUUCCGAGGCAAGAUCUGUGCUUUCCGGGGUCAGAUCUUAGGUUUUUGGGAAGAGGAGAGACCCUUCUGGGAAGAGGAGAAAACCUUCUGGGAAGAGGAAAAAACCUUCUGGGAAAUGGAAAAAUCUUUCCGAGAAGAAGAGAAAACCUUUUGGAAAAAGUACCGUACCUUUUGGAAGGAGGAUAAGGCCUUUUGGAAAGAGGACAAUGCCUUAUGGGAAAGAGAUCGGAACUUUCUUCAGGAGGACAAGGCCCUGUGGGAGGAAGAGAAAGCCCUGUCGGAAGAGGAAAGAGCUCUUCUUGAGGAGGAGAAGGCCCUGUGGGAGGAUAAAAAGUCCCUCUGGGAAGAAGAGACUGCCCUCUGGGAGGAGGAGAAAGCAUUCUGGGUAGAAGGUGGUGGCCAUAUUGCUGAGGAGCAGAGACCUGAAGACAGGCACUAUAACGUCGAUGGAGGGCCACAGUCACCAGCCUUCUGCCGAGGCAGAGCUUGAGCGUAGGAGAUGAAGGGCCAUGGGGUCCAGACUCUGCUGGAUUGGGAUUCAAGUCCAGGGUGACCCCAUGUGCAGGAGAAAAUAUGCACUUAUUGGUCUCCUUGCUUCAAAAGAUCUAAUAAAGUCCUGAGGAGACGUUUGGAA
Molecule: messenger RNA, 887 nt
Organism: Leptonychotes weddellii (Weddell seal)
Lineage: Eukaryota; Metazoa; Chordata; Mammalia; Carnivora; Phocidae
Gene: CCDC70
Product: coiled-coil domain containing 70
Source: RefSeq, a predicted model, not a curated record